AUGGCACCCAAAUUCGCCAUCUUGGACGAUUACCAGGGCAUUGCGUGCGCCCAUUUUGCUCACCUCGAGUCGCGCAUCGAUAUCGCCACCUUCCCCGACACCCUCGAUCCCCGCGACCCGGCACAGCAAGAUGCACUUGUACAGCGCCUCCAGCCCUUCGAUGUGGUGCUAGCCAUGCGCGAGCGGACUCCCUUCUCGGCACAAACCCUGGCCGCUCUCCCGAACCUGAGAUUGCUUUUGACCACGGGCACCCGCAACCUAUCCCUCGACCUCCAAGCUUGUACCGACCGAGGCAUUCCAGUCGCCGGAACCGAGGGACGGCCGCCUGGGGUGAACUCGACCGUGCAACAUACGUGGGCGCUGAUCCUGGCGCUGGCCCGGCAUGUGGCACGCGAUGACGCAGCCGUCAAACAGGGCGGGUGGCAAGGGUCGCUGGGGAUCAAUCUGUCGGGCAAGACAUUGGCGCUGCUGGGUCUGGGGAAGUUGGGCUCACAGGUGGGCAAGAUUGCGGUGCAGGCCUUUGGCAUGAAUGUCCUCGCUUGGUCGACGAACCUGACCCAAGCGAAAGCCGAUGCACAAGCGCAAGAACAGGGUCUGCCGGCGGGUAGCUUCGUGGUCGCGCCCUCCAAGGCAGAUUUUCUUGCGCGCGCCGACGUCCUGAGUGUGCACCAUGUCCUCUCCGACCGCAGCCGGGUAAUCAUCGGGGCCGCAGACCUGGCGAUGCUUCAACCGACGGCUAUGAUCGUCAACACGUCGCGUGGGCCAUUGAUUGACGAGCCGGCAUUGCUCGAGACCCUGAACGCUGGGCGCAUCCGAGGUGUUGCUCUAGAUGUCUUCGACCCGGAACCAUUGCCCUUGAACAGCCCAUGGCGCACGACCGCCUGGGGUCAGGACGGACGCAGUGAAGUACUGCUUACCCCCCACAUGGGCUAUGGAGAAGAAGAACUGCUGCACGGGUGGUAUCGGGAGGUGGCCGAGAAUUUGGAGCAAUGGUUAGACAGACGGGAACUGCUGCGCAAGAUGAAUUAG
Penicillium alfredii is the source of this 1029-nucleotide messenger RNA. Its product is annotated as D-2-hydroxyacid dehydrogenase family protein. The coding region runs from base 1 to 1029 and encodes 342 amino acids. The record is from RefSeq and is a predicted model, not a curated record. NCBI's taxonomy places the organism in Eukaryota, Fungi, Ascomycota, Eurotiomycetes, Eurotiales, Aspergillaceae. The transcript has a single exon. Gene Ontology annotation, molecular function: NAD binding; oxidoreductase activity, acting on the CH-OH group of donors, NAD or NADP as acceptor.